Molecule: messenger RNA, 1409 nt
Organism: Drosophila innubila
Lineage: Eukaryota; Metazoa; Arthropoda; Insecta; Diptera; Drosophilidae
Exons: 4
Coding region: 35-1369 (444 amino acids)
Source: RefSeq, a predicted model, not a curated record
AAGACAUACCAAGUUAGUAGUUCGAGAAAGAAUAAUGUUGUUGAAAGCACUACCUUUGUUGCUGACCAUUGGCACAGCCUUGGCUGGGAUUCCAAUGGAGACCAGGAUGCAGACUGAGCGCACUCUGAUGGACUUCAUGAUGUUGGCGUCCGCUUCUACUGACCCGGCAGUCCAGCAGUAUUGCUUCAAUCGUUACGUGCCGAUCAUAAAUAAGCAUACGGCUGACUUUGAAGCUGAGUAUAAAAGUUGCCAAGAAGUCUACGACUUUUCUGUGAAACAAAUUGACUCCGAGUAUACAAAAGAACGCCAAAACGCUACUGCAAUUUCGAAGGAAUCAUGCCAAUCUCUGCAAAAGUGUGAUGGUAUCGAAAGCUAUAUCGAAGCCUUCGAGUGUUUCGGAAGUACAGGCUCUACUCAAUCUUUGAUUCUGCAAGGCAUGUCAGGCCGCUCUAAUCUAGCAGCUGCAAGUAUUAAGGUAAAAUAUUUUACCGUUGCGAGCACUCGUGAUGGCUGCUUUAUAACAGCCCAAAAUACCUAUCAGAAGAAUUACGCGGAUACUUUUGAUGAGAUGAGCAAGUGUCUCGAAGGCAAUAUAGUCACGCCCCCGCCUACUUUGCCACCAACGGCCAUUAUUAAUUCCGUUAUUAUUCUAGUAAAGAUGUGCCUGAAGUUGUCCUUACUCCUGAUGGGCCUAGGCAUGGCAAUGGCCUACAGGCCACAAUUGUCCUUGAAAUCAGACGAGGAGAUCGAUAAGCUCCAAAGAGAUAGCAUGGUGUUGGCUGAGGAGCAUAAGGAUAUCUCAUCGAAAUGCUUUCCCAUAUACAAUCCUCAAUUAAACUCCAUUUCGGAUCAGUUCGAAGUAGAGUAUGAUAGUUGUAUUAGUGCCUACGAAGCUUCCACCAAAUCGGUUGACAAAACUUAUAAGGAUGCUCGGGUCGAAAUGGAGAAAAAAGCCUACAGCUCCUGCCAAUCCUUGAAGUACUGCGACAGGUCAUCUAAGACACUCUUCGGUGAGAUCGAGUGUGCCGCUGCCAGGGCUUCUGACGAUGCCAAGAUCUUUUAUGAAAUUUCUGCAAACGCUAAAGAUGCUGCUGCUAAGAGCAAAUCGGACUAUCGUAAAGUGGAGACCACAAAGGACUUCUGCGUAAACGAGGCUGAAAGGAAAUUCGUUGAAAAUACCUCCAAAGUCUAUGAACAAUUGAAUGCCUGUCUGGUUAGCAACCAGCCAAUUGGGCCACCAACUUUAGUGUCAGAUUAUCCUAUCGUUGAAGUUAACGCCCCACCAAAGGGGCCAUAUAGUCCGGGCGUCGCUCCUGAAAUCCCCGUUCCAGAUGGUCCGAAAAUCCCCCAACCCCCAACUAGUGGGUAAUAGAAACUAAAUUACAAUAAAACAAUACUAUUCGCACAUG